Molecule: messenger RNA, 822 nt
Organism: Brenthis ino (lesser marbled fritillary)
Lineage: Eukaryota; Metazoa; Arthropoda; Insecta; Lepidoptera; Nymphalidae
Source: the annotation of a GenBank genome assembly
AUGGAGGCUGUACAGUUAGCCGCAUUCCUAGAGCCGGCCAGGGAUGGCAGAAACCUGGCACUGGGUAUCGGCAUUCAGAAUUUUCCUGAGGGCCUCGCUGUGAGCUUGCCGCUGCAAUCGGCUGGCUUUUCCGUCUGGAGAGCUUUCUGGUAUGGACAGCUGUCUGGUAUGGUAGAGCCCGUGUUUGGUGUGCUUGGAGCAGUAGCUGUGGCUGCAGCGAAACCAGUGCUGCCGUAUGCACUCGCAUUCGCGGCAGGUGCUAUGAUAUAUGUCGUGGCCGAUGACAUCAUUCCUGAGGCUAAUGCAUCUGGCAACGGAAAGCUGGCGACAUGGGGUUGCAUCGUCGGAUUCAUGGUCAUGAUGUGUUUGGAUAGGGCGCGGGGUGCCCCUCUCGGCUGCAGUCAGCCGCGUGCGCCCGCGCCCCGCGCAUGUGCAACUUGCACUGUAGCGUCGGAACCCGAACCUGAACAGAACCUUCGCGCAUCCUUAACCGUCUUAAAUCCGCAACCACGAUCACUGAACAUACGCAACACGCACUCGGACCUAUCACCUCCGUUUACAGCCACAGCCGCUUGUGCAUAUCAACAUGGUCGGAAGUGGGAGCUCAACGGCCGGCAGCCUCGACGCACACCUGCCCGUCACGCCGCGCUUACGACGCCACUCGCAUUGUAUUUCAUUUUGCUAUCUUUUAGUACGUAUCAAUUCGUGGAUACUUCACGAAAGAAAAUUUUAUUCCCACAUGUUGUCACUUGUCAUUGCCAAAAGCGACUUACAAUAGAAAACAUAAAUUGGUACUUUAGAUGGAGUAUCAUUUGUGUUACG